Messenger RNA from Phaeoacremonium minimum UCRPA7, 1698 nucleotides. RefSeq names its product putative isocitrate lyase protein. Bases 1 to 1698 code for a protein of 565 amino acids. NCBI's taxonomy places the organism in Eukaryota, Fungi, Ascomycota, Sordariomycetes, Togniniales, Togniniaceae. Gene Ontology annotation, cellular component: mitochondrial matrix. The transcript is spliced from 2 exons. The record is from RefSeq and is a predicted model, not a curated record. Gene Ontology annotation, molecular function: isocitrate lyase activity; methylisocitrate lyase activity.
AUGCCCAGUCUACCUGCUGUCAACCCCCCAGUCACCUCCGCCCUCCCCUCCGAUUCCUUCCAGCUCCUGGCCGAAACACAGAAGCCUGGUUCCGCUGAAGAUGCUCUGUACGAGCAGCAGAUCAAGGAUGUAGAGGCAUGGUGGGCGUCGCCCAGGUACAAAGGCAUCAAGCGCCCUUACACGGCAGCGGACAUUGUGUCCAAGCGUGGCUCCCUCCAGCAGAGUUACCCGAGCUCCGUCAUGGCCAGGAAGCUAUGGGAUCUGAUUCAAGAGCGAGAGAGCAAGGGCGAGCCUAUACAUACAAUGGGCGCAAUCGAUCCCGUACAAAUGACACAACAGGCUCCUCACCAGGAGGUUCUCUACCUCUCUGGCUGGGCGUGCUCCUCCGUCCUCACGUCGACAAAUGAAGUCUCUCCCGACUUUGGCGAUUACCCCUACAACACUGUGCCCAACCAGGUCCAGCGCAUGUUCAAGGCCCAGUCCAUGCAUGACCGCAAGCAGUGGGAUGCGCGCCGGAAGCUAUCCCCUGAGCAGCGGGCUUCUACACCAUACACUGACUACUUCCGUCCCAUCAUUGCCGACGGUGACACUGGACACGGCGGCCUAACCGCCGUUCUGAAGCUGGCCAAGCUCUUCGCAGAGAACGGUGCUGCAGCCGUGCACUUCGAGGACCAGCUGCACGGCGGCAAGAAGUGCGGCCAUCUGGCUGGCAAGGUCUUGGUCCCCGUGGGCGAGCAUAUCAACCGUCUGGUGGCCGCCCGCUUCCAGUGGGAUGUCAUGGGUGCCGAGAACCUCGUCAUUGCCCGCACAGAUUCCGAAUCCGGCAAGCUACUCAGCAGCGCCAUCGAUGUGCGCGACCACGAGUUCAUCCUCGGUGUCACAGACCCGAGCAUCGAACCUCUGGCCGAGACGCUGCAGGAGAUGGAGGCUAAGGGAGCCGCGGGACCGGAGAUUGAUGCCUACGAGGCAAGAUGGGUCAAGGGCGCCAAGCUGGUGACCUUCGACGAGGCUGCCGUUGCACACUUGCAGGCCGAGGGCGUCUCCGCUGACAAGAUCGCCGAGUACCAGAAGACUGUCGUAGAGAACCGCGACAUGGGCAUCACCGCCCGCCGGGCGCUGGCGAGCAAGUACACUCCCGGCAAGGAGGUCUACUUCUCGUGGGACGUCCCGCGCACCCGCGAGGGCUUCUACCACUACCGCGCCGGCAUGGAGGCGGCCACAAAGCGUGCGCUGGCCUUUGGGCCGUACGCCGACCUGCUGUGGGUAGAGACGGGCGACCCGAACGUCGAGGUCGCAGCCAAGCUCGGCCGCACCGUGCGCGCCGUGUACCCGCACAAGGGCCUCGUGUACAACCUGUCGCCGUCCUUCAACUGGAUGGCGCACGGCUUCACCCCGGAGACGCUCAAGUCGUUCAUCUGGGACAUUGCCCGCGAGGGCUUCGUCGUCCAGCUCAUCUCGCUGGCCGGCCUGCACAGCACCGCGACCAUCAGCAGCGAGCUGGCGCGCUCCUUCAAGGACGAGGGCAUGCUGGCGUACGUCAACCUGGUGCAGCGCCGCGAGAAGGAGCUGGGCGUCGACGUGCUCACGCAUCAGAAGUGGAGCGGCGCGCAGUACAUGGACGGCAUCGUGGGCGCCAUCCAGAGCGGCUCUAGUAGCAAUAAGAGCAUGGGCGAGGGUAACACCGAAGGCCAGUUCUAA